CCGUCAUCGUGCAAAUAGGAUCAUUCUUCUUGCUUGCAGGUUCUUGACGCCUCGGUCGCGAACGACAGGAAAAAGCAUUCGUCUCUCGAACGGAGAAUACACUUUUUUCUCUGAUCGUAGGAUCGUAGAUAGGAUCGAAACGUUUAUGAACAGUCGACGACGGUAGGAGGAACCCGUCGAUCUUUCUCUUUUUAAAGUAUUUGAAAAAGCGCGAGGAUAGGAGCUCCGAGGUCAUUCGCAUUCGCGACCGCUCGUGGAAGAAGCGGAGCGCGAGGGAGACGCGUGUUCCGAUCGGCGUCGGCGUCGGUCUCGGCGUCGGCGUCGUUGCCUCUCACCCGCGAGGGAGAGAGAGACGAAGCGCAGUGGUGGUCGUGGCGUCGCGUAAGCGCGUGACCGCCAUAUUGCCCGAACUCUCUCUCUCUCUCUUUUAGAUACGAGGAGAGCUCGACGUCGAGGAGGACGACGACGACGACAACGACGACGACGGCGACGGCGACGGCGACGACGACGACGACAAGGACGAAAACCUGGACUUUUCGAGUUAACGUAUUAUCCGGUCUAUCUCGAUGCCCUCUUGAAGAAUUUACCUACGCGAAGAGAGUGAAACGUGCUGGAAGAAAGAAGAAAAGCGGAAGAUACCGAGAAAGAUGCUGCGAGAGAACGAAAGAUAAAGUAGAAGGGCCGCAUCGUUGCAUUUUUCGUGUUCCUUCAUUCUUCAAACUCACGAGCACGUCGACCGCUUGGAUCUUGACGCCGAGUACUCGAAAAAAGAAAAGCGCAAAGAAUCGGCUAAAGAUGAUUUCCUGCCGCGACGAUGCGUAGCUGCGUGAUUGCCUGUUCGACGCAAAAUAAUAAGAAGUAAUAGUCGAAUUUCGUGAAGAAAAAGUGGUGAAAAAUCAAAAAUUUCGUUAUCCGAGAGAGAUAACUCCUAGAUCCUCUUCCGUGCGUCCUACAGCGUGACAGUGCCGCGAGCUCCUCUCUCCCUCUGGUCUCGACCUCUGCCAAUCAAUAACCAACAGACCGACUUGCUCGACGUCGCUCUACUAUUCUCCUUCUCCCUCCUUGCUAUCUUUUACACGCACCUCUCUCUCUCUCUCUCUCUCUCUCUCUCUCUUUCUCUCUCUAUCCACAAGCCACACGCAUGUUUUCCUUCGCUCCCCUAGGCAAACGGUACGCGUGGAAGUAAAGAAGACGGUGCCUGCAAAACAGUAAAACUAACUAGAGUUCGCAGAAGAAAAGACGGCACAGCGGAAGGAAGUAGCGACGACAAAGAGGAGAGAGAGAGAGAGAGAGAGUGAGAGAGUACGAGAGAGAAAGAUAGAAAGAGAAAAGUGGUGUCGCGAUAGGCCUAGCGCUUGGUCGUUCGCGCCAGCGCCCUGAGCGCCUCUUUCUACGACCACGGAAAACCUAUUUUUACUCUGUUAACGGAACGGAGAACUCGAGAAAGAGAGAGAAAGAAAGAAAGUGAGAGAGAAAGAGAGAGAGAGAAAGAGAGAGAGAGAGAGAACGAGGCACACGGUGUGCUUCACCACCCACGCUCACCUACCACGAAAAGAAGAGACCACUAGGCGGCACGAUCCGUCGCUCUGACAGAGGCCGACGGCACCGCCAUCGGCGACUCCCUGAACGCCUGGCCGCGCCUAUCGGACACGUAAACGUGUCGCGCGAAAUCUCUCUUCCGGCUGCUGCAUCAACGCGAUAUCUUUUAAUCGGCACCCUUCUUCGUGUUCCAAUCUAGUGUCUUUGUGAUAUCACAUACAUACUUCCUUUCGACUUGAGGUGAUAGAACGCUUUCUCUCUCUCUCUCUCUCUCUCUCUCUCUCUCCCUCUCCCUCUCCCUCUCUCUCUCCCUUGCUCUCUCUCUCUCUCUCUCUCUUCCUCUCUCUCACUCUCUCUCGCUAUACCUCUCUCUCCUAUUUCUCCUCAACUAUCUGUCUUCGAAGAAGGGGAGCGGAGAGCAAAGAUUCAGGUCCACGAUGGAAGAUAACGAAGAGAUUCGAAGUCGCGACGAGUCCGUUCGCGAGGUAUACCAUUGAAGAAAAAGAUUUCUCUCUCUGAAGAGAAAAGAGAAGAGAAGAAGAGAAUAAGAAAGAAUCAUGAUCGGUGUACGUGUCGAUUUGUUGUUGUUGUUGUUGUUUUCGAUGGUAGCAAUGGUGGACCUGUAUCGAGCCUGAACAAGACAACGGACGCGUGUUGCUCUUCCGGUAUCCGCGUGAGAAAGCUCAUCAACCCCUCUCUCCGUGCCAUACGAGAAAAGAAGAGCGAGCUGCCAUCGUCGCCUCCAUCGCCAAGAGCAUGCGGGCUUCGGGCGAGGCCCCACGACGAGCAGCCGGCCUGGCCGGUGGACCAGGAUAAGGAAUACCUCGACGGGACGUUACUCCGCUUAUCGCUACGGGAGUCAACCCACCAUCGCCUACGCUCUCUCUCUCUCUCUCUCUCUCUCUAUCUCUCUAUCUCUCUAUCUCUCUAUCUCUCUAUCUCUCUAUCUUUCUCUCUCUCUCUCUCUCUCUCUCUCUCUCUCUCUCUGUCUCUCUUUCUCUCUGCCCCUUAAAAGCACCUGCGCACUCGCUGCGCCCUACAUCCUUUAGGAUCUUAAGGACGCGGGAAGCGAGCUGGUCUCGCUCUCGCUCGCAUGGAAAAUGAUAGAGAUGUCGAGUGGAAUCGGUGCCAGCACAAUGGGAAUUGGCGUUAGCCACGGAACGGGAGGAAACGAAGGCGUAACGAGCAGUUGUCGUCUUCGAGCGCAAAGUCAGAGUCAGGCGUCGUCCUCGCAGCACGGCAAUCCGCAGCAAUCGUCUCAGCAGACGUCUCAGCAGUCGUCUCAGCAAUCGUCUCAGCAAUCGUCUCAGCAACAACAACAAUCGUCGCAGCAAUCGCAACAGCAGCAGCAGCAGCAGCAACAACAACAACAACAACAACAACAACAAACGCCGUCGUCGCAGCAAGCGCAGCAACGUCAGGGAGCUAGGUUCAUAGGCCGCUCGAAAAAGGACAACUGUUGCCUCUGCUGGUGCUGUUGCUGUAGUUGCUCUUUGGCGACGGUCGGCGGAAAUACGGUCGGUGCUGGCGGAACUGGCGACCAGAGUAAGAAGAAGGGCAACGUUGGUAUCGGCGGCGAACACGUGGGUGGCCUCGGUGGCGAUCACGGUGGCGUCACUGCCGGCAACGGACUGGACGGGCUCGACGGUCUGGACGGUCUCGACGCUUCUACGGAGUGCUGUAAUUUCGAGGAAGUCAGAUCUUGGGGCUCGUCUUUCGACAAGCUGAUGAGAAACGCGGCCGGUCGCAAGCUUUUCCGAGAGUUCCUUCGAAGCGAGUACAGCGAGGAAAACAUAGCAUUUUGGCUCGCCUGCGAGCAACUCAAGCGCGAGAGCAAUCCAGAGAAGAUCGAGGAGAAGGCUCGAUUCAUCUACGAGGAUUACAUAUCCAUACUCUCGCCGAAAGAAGUGAGUCUGGACUCGCGAGUACGCGAGAUCGUUAAUCGCAACAUGGUGGAACCAACGCCGCAUACCUUCGACGAAGCACAGUUGCAAAUCUACACGCUGAUGCACCGGGACUCCUAUCCUCGUUUCGUCAACAGCGAGAUUUAUCGACGAGUGGCGAAGCUGAACAGCGGGCCACCGAGUCCUACGAGCGGUUCCGAACAGGAGCACACCGGUGGAAAGUCGAAAGGCAAGAAAGGAACGACGUAAUCGCGAUCACGGCCGAUCAGCCGAUUGGACGUCGUACCCUUACCCAAAAGCGGAGAUACCAGCGAGAUCGUAGACUCCUCCUCUUCCUUCGGCUUCUUUCAAGGAGUUAGACGGAGAUGGAAGAAAUCCGAUCGAAAAUAAAGGGAGAAAGAGAGAGAGAGAGAGAGAGAGAGAGAAAGUGAAAGAGAAGGAGAGACCGUUCCUCGGAGUCGCUUCUUCGAAAGCCAUACGUUAAAAAAGAAAGAAGAAAUGAAAGCACGAGCGCGAAUUAGUAGCGAAUAAACGAACGAAGAGCCGUGCGAUCGUUCGGGGAUGACGACGUUGAUCUUUUCCGUCUUUUCUCUUUCGCUUCUCGAGGAUGCGCGAGAAUACGAAGACUCGCUGUCUUUCUCUCUCCUUGCGCCUCCUCCUCUUUCGCGGACGAUAGGCGCGCGUGGUCACUGCCUUGGAAACAUUGCGCAAUUACGAUAUACGUGUAUCUGUAUGUGUAUGUAUAUAUAUAUAUGUGUAUAUAUAUAUAUGUAUAGAUAUAUGUGUCGUCGAUGCCGAAGCGACGGAGUAUCGCUCGUCGCGAUACGUUUGGUAUUUACCAAGUUUCGUCGAAAGAAACGCUACAAAUUCUCGACUUGUCCGAGGGGAUGGCACUGUCGAACGACAUCCUUUCGAGAGUAUUCUCCGAUUCGAGUAUUAGUGAAGUACGGAAUGAAAUUGACGGAAUCGAGAAUGGAAAAGCCGAAAAAAGAUACGAGAGAAACGAGAGACGGAAAAGAGAGAAGAGAGGAGAAAGUAAAAAGGAGAAACGAAGAAAAGUAGGCACGAAAUGAGGAUAUAAAAGAACAAAUGAUCUCUUUUCGCGCUAUCGUCGCAGCCGAAUUUAUUCCAGUCUACUUUGCGAGAAGGAGAAGGAUCCAUCUUCGCGAUGGAUACUACUAGGCUAUUGCCCACGAGAUACGGAUCGAAGCGGAAACUUGUCAUCCAUUACCAAAACAAAUUCUAGUCAUUUUCGUUUAAGAAUCGUCAUGAGCGUAGAGACACAAAACGUACAAGAGUUCGUACGAGAUCUUGGGAUUAAAAGGAGAAGAAAAAAGAGAGGAAGAAGAAAGGCCUAAAACGCGACAAAAUUCUCUGAAUGCGCGCGAAUCGAUGCUUCAGACCCGAUCGAUCGCGACGCGCGCUCUUGUUCGCGGUGCGACGAAAAGAACGAGGAUGCAAAGGGCCGAAUAAGCAUAUAAGAAUACGCACGGUUCAAUCGAGACUCUAUGCAAAUUAUGUACCAAUAGUAUACGUACAUCUGCGUGCGUGCGUGCGUGCAAUCGUACGCGUGUAUACAUAUAUAUAUAUAUAUAUAUAUAUAUAUAUAUAUAUAUAUAUAUAUGUAUCUGUACAGAAUGUCUCGUUUGAAUUUAUUCGCGCGAACAUCGUUGGAAUUAUUACCAAAAGAUUCGAUAUACGUGGCGAUCGAGUAAAAUGGGGCAUAUUGUACACGUAUACGUAUGUGUGGGCAUAUAUAUAUAUAUAUAUAUAUAUAUAUAUAUAUAUAGCGUGGUUACGCAUACAGCCAUGUUUCAUCGUUCGCAAAACAAUCUCUUCGUAGAGACGAUUUCUUUAAAUAGGCUGUUCACGGACCACCGCGCGAACCGCAACUUUUUAAUUAGCUUCCUUUCGCAAGAAAAAACGUCCAUUUUCUAAGCAAAGGGAGAAUCGACGAGUCUACUCUUGCGAGCUUUUUCUAACGAUGAUUUUUCUAUCAAGCUUACCGAGAGAAGCUCCGUACGAUUCGUCAACGUUACGACGCUUCGUAUCAUUCCGUUUCUGUGAUGAUAACAAUGUGAACGGCUAGAUUUAAUGGCAUCGUUUCUAAUGGAAAAAGAAAAAAAGACAGACGCUCUCUAGUCGUAACGCGCGCUUCCGCGCGUAUAGAUAUAUAGACGCAUACACACGUACCUACAUACUUACUACACUUCAUACCUACCCAUUUAGCCUACCUACGUAAAUGCGUAAAUACAUAGGAAGGAAGAAAGGAAACGUCGUCCGUCGUACGAAAUCGAUGAGAAAUAAGAGAGAGAGAGAGAGAGAGAGAAAAGAGAAGGCGCGCAGCGACGCACACGCGCGCCUCUCACAGUCGGUCGCAGUGUUUGACUACUGCCCUGUAGAUAAUAUCGUAGAUAGGUACAAUGAUUAUAUCAUAAACGAGACGAACGAACGAUUAUAAACGCGUACGCGCAAGUGCAGGGUGCGAAUCGGAAGACGCAUGCGAACAAUCUUUUUAAUUCUCGAUAUACAAAGACGUAUACAUUCAUAAGCAUGUAUCUCUUCGGAGCGAGAAAUAGUCCGAGACGAAUGACACGGAUUUUCUCGCGAGAGGGAAAGUAAGAAUCGUGAGAAGACGCAAAGUUUUCCAUCGUUUGUUCCCAUCUUCCUUUCCUCGGUGCUCGUCCAUGUGCUCCUCAAGGUGCUCCUCAAGGUGCUCGUUAAAGAAGAAAAUUGAGAUACGCGAAGAUACGCUUACGAGAAGAAGAAAUAGAUAUAUUUAUGGUCGGUCGAUGUUGAAAGGGAAAAGAUACGUAUUAAUCUUUUGGAAAAUUUUGAGUAAUUUUUUUUCUUUACGACGUAUACGCUCGCAAAGAAGUCUUUUCCGUUCCAGGAUCAGUUUUCCUUAACGCAUGUAGUUGGUCGAACAGCGUAACGAAUCGCGUAAUUAACGACGUUGGUUUCAAAGAGGAAAAGAGCGAAACGUUUCGACCCCAUCUUCGUCUUCUCACUAAUAAACGCACAAAUUUUCUCAACCCUCGUUCCUUUGCUUCUUUUUUCUCCGCGCGGUCUUUUCCAUUUUCGAGAUAGAUAGAUAGAUAGACAGAGAGAGAGAGAGAGAGAGAGAGGGAGAGAGAGGGAGAGAGAGAGAGACAGUGCGUUUGCGAAUUGCUCUCGACCGACUCAUAGCCACUCCGUUUGAUUCUCAGGUCCGCAUUCGUUCUUAAUAAAUAAGCACGUCGUGGUGUAUCGAAAAAUAUCGCUAAUGACUUUUCUACGAGAGGUAGCUGCAAAGAUCUGCGACGAUACCCGAUCUUCUUCUUCUUCCGCAUAUUCUUCUCCGUUUCCUUGUUCCUCGAUAUAUAUUUCAACGUUCCAACGUGAACCACUUUUGGGACCAUUGUUCUACACAAUACAUAAAAACAUACAAAGACGCGCGAUACUAUCGGAAUUGAAAAAUAAAUCAAAGAUGACGAUGACGAAGAACGUCGCGCGUUAAAAGCUCGUCGUUACGUUAAGCAGCAAUAACGUUCGCGAAGCAAAUGAGAAAGCUUUGCAAGGCGAAAGGAUAUUUGAAAAUUUCCCAUUUCUUUCUUUCGUUCGUGCUAUCUGUCACAUUGUCACCUUAUGUACGUUUGAAAUAAAACUUUUCGAAUAUCGUGUUUUCAAGUGGCCAGAUCCUACCAACUCAUUCGCCUCUCUUGCUUUCUUUCUUUCCGUCUAUCGUUCGUUUGCUCGUCGAGUUUGCAGCUACCUGUCAUAAUUGUACGUAUGUAGGUACAUACGUUCAUCGUACUUAACACGUAAAUCGAAUGGUCAAAGAAAAGAAAAGUAGCUCGUCAGAGAUCGCACGUCAACGUCCUUAGUCCCGUAAUUUCAUCGUAUCGUCCUAAGGACUCUGACCGUACGUCCUUCGAAAUUACGCCUUUUCCACGAUUACCGUACAAUUAAGAGUUUAUAUCGCACGAUCAUCGUUCAUCGUUCGAUUUCGGACAACACACACGUACACAUAUACAUACAUACACACACACACACACACAUAUAUACGUACGUACGUAUGUAUAGAAUCGAAAGAAGACGAGUUUGCACGUAUCAAAGUUUACGUACGUACGAAUUCGUCGAAGAAACGUCCUUCGAACAGGCGGUCAAAUGAUAAACACACGCGCGCGCGCGCGCACACACACACAUAUGCGGCGCGUCACCGACUCGCGUAUCGUAAGGUUCAUUCGCACUUGUGCAAAAUAAUAUUCCUUGAUAUUGUAUAUACGCGUACACACACAUACAUACACACAAACAGAGGGUUCGAUCGCGUCUAUUACAUCGAACACUCUGUAUAUCUCUUUAGUGUACAACUAACGUAACCCUGCGUCACUGAUGUUGGCGGUAUACGGGUACACGUGGGACCGUUUGAAAAAAAAACAAGAAAAACAAAACAAAAAUUAAAUGAAAGAAAGCGGCCGCACAAUUUUCCAAGUGAGAAUAGAAUAAAAAUAAAAGUCAAACAAAAGAUGAAAUAUAUAAGAACGAAAAGGUGUAAAAAAUUGGCGUUGCUUUGCCAAUCGGAGACGUCGAGGGUUGGAUUUACGUAAUCGUUCCGAGUAAAUUGACGAUGAGAGAGUAUUCCACGAAUGACAGAGAGAGAGGGGGGGGGAGGAUGAAGAGGGAGGGGAAUAUUAUCGAUCGUGGAACGAAACGCGAUGAUUCACAGAGCGAACGAGUCGUUCGUUCGAGGACGUUGCCUCGCGGUAUUCCUCGCGUCGAGCGUCUUGUCGUUUCUUUGUUCGUCUCGAAUGGUCCAUCGUCGAUUUUCAACCCUUCGCAGCUCGUUCUCUCUCUCUUUUCGAUCGUGAAAACGCUGUUUGCUAAUCGUAAAAUAAUAAAGCCACCGAAAAAGGUAGCAUUUUUACAUUAGUACCUGGUAGAAACAUCGGGAUUCGAUGGAAUCUCGUGUCGAAGGUACGCAGCAACUCGAAAAGGUUAAAGAUUCGACAGCUCGGUCGCGCAUGCACCUAUGACAGUAUGAAAACGAACAACGCAUUUAUUUAUAAAACAUUGUAAAGGCACAAAAAUUUUAUCAUUAAAGGCGCUUCGACUCGA
Molecule: messenger RNA, 8540 nt
Organism: Vespula vulgaris
Lineage: Eukaryota; Metazoa; Arthropoda; Insecta; Hymenoptera; Vespidae
Gene: Dhit
Product: regulator of G-protein signaling 17-like
Exons: 4
Coding region: 2640-3692 (350 amino acids)
Source: RefSeq, a predicted model, not a curated record